AGAACACAAUUCACAAGAUCUUCUUUAGAAUCCAAAAUCAUUUUGGAGAGAAAAAAAAACCGAAGAUGGCAACCAAAUCCACGGGAGGUAUCGAGAAAACCAAGUCAACAGAAGUGAAGAAGAAACUGAACGUGUUGAUCGUCGAUGAUGAUCCAUCAAUCCGUAGACUCCACGAGAUGAUCAUCAAAAGGAUAGGAGGAAUUUCUCAGACGGCGAAGAAUGGCGAGGAGGCAGUGAUUCUCCACCGCGGCGGGGCAUCUUUCGACCUUAUUCUAAUGGAUAAGGAAAUGCCCGAGAGGGAUGGAGUUUCGACAACUAAGAAGCUAAGAGAAAUGAAAGUGACGUCAAUGAUAGUUGGGGUAACGUCACUAGCUGACCAAGAAGAAGAGCGUAAGGCUUUUAUGGAAGCUGGACUUAACCAUUGCUUGGAAAAACCCUUAACCAUGGACAAGAUCCUCCCUUACAUUAACCACCUCUUGGGUGCUUGAUGGAUGACGGGUCAUUAUAGAUUUAUAUUUCCAAUCAUGAAAAAAAUACAAUAAUGUCUACACCUACACGUACGUACGUGUAUUUGACAUAUAUAUCUCAUAUCUGCAUGUGUUUCUUUUGGAAUUUAGGGUUUCUCAUAUCUAUGUUUGAUUUCUUUUAUCGUUCGAGAUGAAAUCAUGUAAGUCGUUUCUUGUGGCUUAUAAAAUAGUAAAAUAAGA
This is a messenger RNA of Arabidopsis arenosa, 707 nucleotides long. Lineage: Eukaryota; Viridiplantae; Streptophyta; Magnoliopsida; Brassicales; Brassicaceae. The record is from the annotation of a GenBank genome assembly.